Molecule: messenger RNA, 990 nt
Organism: Apodemus sylvaticus (European woodmouse)
Lineage: Eukaryota; Metazoa; Chordata; Mammalia; Rodentia; Muridae
Gene: Nudt8
Product: nudix hydrolase 8
Exons: 4
Coding region: 278-910 (210 amino acids)
Molecular function (GO): coenzyme A diphosphatase activity
Source: RefSeq, a predicted model, not a curated record
UCCGCUCGAACUCCUCCGAGGUCCCGCCCCGGCAGCCACUGCCUCGUCCAUCUCGGAGGCUCUACCCCAGCAGGCCCCGUGCCGCCGGCACCUGAGGUUUUGCAAGGGCAGUCCCGUGCCUGUCCUCCUCUCAUACCCGGCUCCGGGAAGCCACGCCUCUCCGAGGGCACGCCUCCUUCCGGCUCCCACUUAGGCCCCGCCCCGCGCCGGAGCUUGCGCGCUGCCGGUGUCCUCUCCCUUGCCGGCGGAUGCCCCUUGUGUCUCGGACGUCUGGGACAUGCUGCCUGAUUGCCUGUCCGCGGAGGACGAGCAGCGCUGCCGGCAGCUGCUAGCACGGACCACUGCCCGGCUACGCUCGCGGCCCGCAGCGGCCGCAGUGCUUGUGCCGCUGUGCCUGGUGCGCGGGGUCCCGGCGCUGCUCUACACGCUGCGCUCUAGUCGCCUGGUUGGGAGGCACAAAGGGGAAGUCAGUUUCCCAGGCGGUAAGUGUGAUCCCGACGACCAAGAUGUAAUACAUACGGCCCUUCGGGAGACCCAGGAGGAGCUGGGCCUAGAGGUGUCCAAGGAGCACGUGUGGGGUGUCCUGCAGCCAGUGUAUGACCGGGAAAAGGCAACCAUAAUCCCAGUGCUUGCCAGCGUGGGCCCACUGGAUCUGCAGAGCCUUAGGCCCAACCCUGAGGAGGUGGAUGACGUAUUUGAGCUGUCUCUGGCCCACUUACUGCAGACACAGAACCAGGGGUAUACCCACUUCUGCAAGGGUGGCCACUUCAGCUACACACUGCCUGUCUUCUUGCAUGGGCCACACCGUGUCUGGGGCCUCACAGCUGUCAUCACUGAGUUCACCCUGAAGCUGCUGGCCCCUGGCACCUACCAGCCCUCCCUAGCUGUCCCCCAGCUGCCUAAGGGUUGAGGCCCGCCUGGCCUUUCAGUGCCUCUACCUUCAUUUGGCCAGGCUACUCCAGAACUGAUUAAAAGAGUGUUUGAUGAUUC